Molecule: messenger RNA, 2302 nt
Organism: Halteromyces radiatus
Lineage: Eukaryota; Fungi; Mucoromycota; Mucoromycetes; Mucorales; Cunninghamellaceae
Product: nineteen complex-related protein 2-domain-containing protein
Exons: 10
Coding region: 13-2241 (742 amino acids)
Biological process (GO): mRNA splicing, via spliceosome; spliceosomal complex disassembly
Cellular component (GO): nucleus; U2-type post-mRNA release spliceosomal complex
Molecular function (GO): DNA binding
Source: RefSeq, a predicted model, not a curated record
CUUUUUUAUAUCAUGUUUAAAAAACCUAAUCGAACGAAGAAUAUACGACGAAAGAUAGAAACAAGUGACGAUGAAACUAAACCAGAUGAAGAACCUGUUGUAUCUAACACAAUACUGAAAUCCAAAUCUGAUAAGAAGAAAUCGAAAAAUAAGUCAUUAGGUUUAAGUUUUGAUCAUCAGGACCAAGACGAUGUCGAUGGCGAAGUAUUUCAAGUUAAAAAAUCAAAAGCAAGUCGUAAACUAGCCAGCGCCAGAAAACUUCAAUUAGAAGCAGAUACCACCACUUUAGCCUCAGAAGACUCUACCACACCAUCAACAUAUAACGACGAUUAUCUUGCAUCGUUACGUGCAAGCACUCCAGCGUUACCACCUACUUUACGAAAUGCAACAAACGAUGAUGGUUCUACACUUUUGGCUGAAAAAUUCCCAAAGACUAUGACAGCACGAUUAGGAGAUAUGACUAUUCCAGACUCGAACGCUAUCCAUGCUGCCAAAAAGAAACGUGAACUUAUGCGACAAGGUGUAGUUGUAGUAGAUCAUGAACAAGGUUUUGUAGCACUAGAUGAUACUUCAAGUGGUUCUCGUUUGGUCCGAGAAGAGGAUGAUAUUGGAGAUGAUGGUGAAGGGGAUUAUGAAAAGUACGUUGGAGAACAGAUCACUUUGGACAAGAAAGAAGCUAAGAAACAAGAAUUGGAACGAUUACAGAAUGCACGUGAAAUGAUUCUUGAUGCUCAAGAUGAAGCUGAUGAUUCGGGUUCUGAUGAUUCUGGAGAAUUGGACAGAUGGGAAAAGGACUUGAUUAAACAUGGUGGUGUGCGAACGAAAUAUGAAGAACCAGUGGUAGAUCCAUUUGCGACUCCUCGUGGAUAUCAACCAGCUAUUAUUCCUGAAGCAGCUGCUUUACCUACUUUGGAUGAUGUUCUCAAACGUCUAGAUUUCAUAUCAUCAGAUAUUACACUUACUAUGCAACAAUAUGAAUCUCAACUAUCGGACGCAAAGAAAGGAAUGAUGGAUUUGAAUAUCACUGGUGACGACUUGGAUCGAGAAAUUCAACAUGGAAGUAAGCGAUAUGAUUAUUUCCAGUCUUUAUCAAACACUGUGAAUGACUUGGGUGAAUUUUUGGAUGUCAAGAUUCCAGAACUCGAAAAGUUGGAAAAGGAUGCCCACGACAUUAUUGCAGCAAAGCAGGAAAUAGUGCAAGAACGACGAUGGUUGGAAGAUAUGGAUUUACUUUUAUCAUUUGCUGUGGUACCUGAACAUCUCUUGGAAACCGAUCAAGAUACUGAUGAUAUGGAUGAAUUUGGUCGUUCGCGGGUAUCAAAAUUAUCAGAAGCUGCUCGUCAACGAAGAUCAAAUGAAAGGCAACAACGUAUUGAAGCAAAUCAAUCCCUUAUGGAAUGUGAUGAAAAAGAAAUAGCAUUUUGGUCUGAUGAUGAUUUACAAGAUGGAUGGAUAGAGAAGCGGGAUCAGAAGCUAGAUGAUAUCCAAUUCAACAAAAUGGACGAAUUAUUUGAUGAUGUUAGUGAUGAUUUCAAAUCACUGGAGGCUGUAAAAUCAUUCUUUGAAGCUUGGAAAACUGACUUUUAUGAAGAUUACAAGAAUGCAUUUGGAAGUCUUAGUUUACCUGCUGCUUUUGAAUUUUAUAUUCGAUGUGAAUUGGUUGCCUGGAAUCCCUUUUCUGAUCCAAUCGAAUUUGAUACGAUGAAAUGGCAUUCGACGUUAUCAAAAUAUGGUAUUAUAGAUGGGGUAGAAGGUCAUGAAGAUGCUGAUGUGGAAUUAUUGAACAAGGUUGUGGACAAGGUUAUCAUCAAAAAGAUCAAAGGUUUAUUGGACACCAUGAAUCCUGCUUCUUCAAAGGAAACUCGUUACGCAGUUCAAGUCGCAGAACAAGUUUCUUAUUAUGUUGACAAACAUGAACGGUCAUUUCAGGAAUUGAUGAUGCAAGUUGAAAAAGUCAUUGAAAAACCAUUAUUACGAUACGCUCAAAUAGUGGAAUCAGCUACAUUGAUGAUGGAACGACAAGACGAUUCAAGUAACAAUAAGAAACAGUUUGUGUGGCGACAGUUGAAAUAUUUGAAAAACUUGAUCUUAUGGCGUCGAUAUAUACCAAGAGACAAUCUACUAUCUUUAGGCAAACUAAUUGUUCAUCGGAUUGUAGCUCCCUUAUUAAAACCUGGAUUGGUUCCUGGUGAUAGUGAUUUGGAAAAUGAAGCAUUGACCCUUUAUGCCCGUUUAGAAUAGAUUAGAUUAAAUCAUUAUUUUAUGGAAUAAAAAUUAGUUGAUGUUUUGUAUUAUAUUAUAA